Messenger RNA from Saccostrea echinata, 1485 nucleotides. RefSeq lists its product as uncharacterized. The coding region runs from base 71 to 1282 and encodes 403 amino acids. NCBI's taxonomy places the organism in Eukaryota, Metazoa, Mollusca, Bivalvia, Ostreida, Ostreidae. The transcript has 2 exons. The record is from RefSeq and is a predicted model, not a curated record.
UAUCGACCUAUAAAGCAACAUCGAUGAGUAUAUACCAUCUCUAAGCAAUAGAUUUUCUAUAUAAAACAAAAUGGUACAUGGAACCGGAAGUUUUGGUGGUGGUGGUGGUGGAGGCGGAUUUAGCGGUGGUGGGGGAUUUUCUUUCACGACAACUACAAUCCACACCCAUCACUUACAUUCAAGGAGAAAUCAUGGCGAAGAAGGGGACUGCGACUGCUCGUGGAUAUGUGUGUGUUUCUGCUGUCGCGGACAAUCUUUUCAAGUCCGAAUUUGCACGUUAUGGACUUGGAUCGUAGCAAUAAUUCUGACAACUUCUUUGAUAACAGUUUUCCAUGUGAACAAGACACAAAAUGUUGAAGCUACGGUAACAGAUAUGCGAAAGGUUCCGAAAAAGUUUUCGGAAACAUUUUGCGAUGGUGUAACCAUAACGUCACACAAAUCGACGUUUAACGCAUAUUUAAUGGACGGAGAACCCUCUAAUUAUCUAGAAGGAUUACAAAAUGUAACAUUCAAGAAGAAAACGCAAAUAAAAUACAAUAGUUAUGAAUACUGGGGGUUUUACUUGUUGGCCAACUCCAGGAUUCAAAUCUCUGCAUGCCCGGAUUCUUCUCUAGAAUUUAUAAUAAUUAAAGGUGAAGACGAUUUCAAAAAGUUUAAAAACGACGAAUGUUUUUACACGUGUAGUGUUUUAAGUAACUCUUUAUAUUGUUAUUCUAACAAACCUGCUGUGUUUCAUUACACAGUCAAGGCAGAUGAUGAGUAUUACUUAAUAUUUGCAAAUCGAUAUAUCAUGCCAUACCCAACCGUUCUGGCGGUCAAUUUCACGUUGGACAAGCGUUUGUAUGAUCUCUCGAAUAAUGUGGCGGAAUGUACUAAUUCUCAGGCUUCUCCUUCCUGCACUCUACAUUUCCCAUCACUUCACAAACAUCCAUCUAUCGUUCUAAAUGUCACUUCCAGUUCCGACACUGAAGGAGAUGCUGAAAUUGAAGUAACUUGCAUUUCGAGGAAAUGGGUAUAUGUGAUGAUAUUUUUUCUAAUCCCAACAGUACUUGGAUUAUUAGGAACUAUUCUUAUUGUAAAAAAAUACCGAAAGAAAUCAACACAGGCACCAACUUCGACUCGUUCUUCCGCUCCUUUCAAUGCACUUCCGGAUGUUUUGGAAGAAAGUCAGGAACCAUCCGUUCCAGCUGCAAGGUCUGGAUACGGGGCAGUGAUGUCGCCUCCCAAAUAUAAGGAGAACGGGGGAGCUCCGCCAAGUUAUGAAGAAGCUACAAAGAAGUGAAAUUGACAUCCUUAUGUGAGCACAAUUUUACUUUGUGUUCACAUUUUUGUAAUACAAUUGAACAUGUCAUUUAUAAUUUGAUAUUCUAGAGAAUAGAAAGUGAUAUUUUCUCUGGAAACUCUUUUCUGUUUUAAUUUGUGCCAUUUCCAGACUCUUAUAAAUUAUCAGAUAUCUAUACUACUAUAUUAAAAUAAUGACUCGAA